CAUCAUCGUCCCCAAAAUAAAACCCUUCUCUCUCUCUCUACACACACUCUCAGAGUUUCUCUCUCUAGAAUUUGUGUGGAUUCUUUCAUGACUACGAAGUGAAGGUUGAAAAUGUCGGCGAUAGAGAAGCUCUGGGUGCAGAUUUUCGAGAGGAAGUCGUGGAUAAUCGACCAGGCCAAGCAACAGACGCUUCAAUAUGACAAGCACCUCGCGUCCAAACUCCUUAUCGAGGGAAUAGCCCCUCCACCUUGGAUUUGGACUUCGGAUUCCACUGAGUUGAAUGGUGAAGAUCUCAUUUCUGGGGUCCUUCUAUCACGUCCACGGCCUUUAAUCCCAUUUGCAUUUAGUCAUUGCUCAGUGUAUGAGAAACCAAUUGCUGAAGCUACAAAUGGGGAACUACCAAAUGGUUCGUGCUCGAAAGCAUCUGUCGAAAAUAGAGAAUUGGAUGGUUUGGAUCAUGCUAGACGUGCUUCAGUUUGUGUGGAAAAUAGAGAUUGUGGUGAUUUUGAUCAUGCUGAAUGUGCUUCGGUUGGUGUUUCUACGUUGGAUCACUGUAAUACAUUCGUUGAUGAUCAGAGAAAAGAGUCUGAGGAUGCUAGUAUUACGUCUCCUCAAGAACAGAGAGAGACAGGAUUCUUAGACGUUAGCCAUGACACAGCUCGUUCAUUGGCUAAGAUUCAAAGAUCCAAAUCAAGGCAGAAGGCUCUUGAGCUUCGCACUAGUACAAAAGCAGCAAAAUCCCGAUUAAAGAAUGUCAUUAAUUCCGGUGAAAACAUUCCCAUUCCUUCCUUUCAUGAUGAUCAGCCUGACCAAAUAAACUUAGUAAAACCUGUAGUAGAUACCAGUAACAACAUUUGCACGGUGGAAAUUGUUAAAGUGGGUGAUCCUUGUAGCAAGGGGAAAGAAAGCUUUGGCUGGAAGCGGAGUUCUUUGACUAAGGGUAGGUCAUCUAAUGUUGUCGGGGAAGAUGGAAUUGCAGUUGCAGAUUCUAUUGGCCCCUUUAUUCAGCAGUCUAACAUUGAGAACCAACCUCCGGAAUCUGUUAACAAUUUUCAAAUUGCAUACGAAAAUCACAUGGCUGCUGAAGCUAAAGUUGGUGAAAACAUGAGUAAAGAAAAGGGAAGUGGCCCUUUUAAGAUUGUCAGGGAAAAUAGAGCUGCACUUACAGAUUCUACUGGCCCAUCAAUACAGCAGUCUGAUCGACCUCUGGAGUCUACUAAUCAUUUUAAAAGUGGUUACGAAAAUUGCAUGGCUGCAGAAGCUAAUGUUGGAGAAAACAGGAGCCAGGAGAAAGGAGGCGGCAUUGACAGGAGGAGGAUAACAAGAUCUAAAAGUUCUGCCCAACAAACAAACCAUGUCAACGAAUUGUUCAAGAUGGAUGGCACAAGAGAAAAUCACAUGGCAACAGAAGCUAAAGUUGGUGAAAACAUGAACAAGGAGAAGGGUAGUGAUUCAUCUAAUGUUGUCAGGGAAGAUAGAGCUGCAUUUACAGAUUCUAUUGGCCCCUCAUUACAGCAGCCCGAUCGACCUUCAGAGUAUGUUAAUCAUUUUCAAAGUCGUUACAAUAGUUGCAUAGCUGCAGAAGCUAAGGUUGAAGAAAAGAGGGUACAGGAGAAAGGAGGCAACAUUGAGGGGAGAAGAAUAACCAGGUCUAGAAGCUCUGCUCAACAAACUAACCUUGUCAAUGAAUUGUUUAAGAUGGAUGGCACAAGCAAAAAUCACAUGGCAAAAGAAGUUAAAGUUGAUGAAAACAGGAACAAAGAGAAGGGAAGUGAUUCUUGUAAUCUUGUCAGGGAAGAUGGAGCUGCACCUACAGAUUCUAUUGGCCCCUCAUUACAGCAGUUUGAUCGAUCUCCAGAGUCUGCUAAUCAUUUUCAAAGUUAUUACGAUAGUUGCAUAGCUGCAGAAGCUAAUGUUGAAGAACAAAGGGACCAGGAGAAAGAAGGCAGCAUUGAGGGGAGAAGAAUAACCAGGUCUAGAAGUUUUGCUCAAAAAACCAGCCGUGUCAACGAAUUGUUCAAGAUGGAUGGCACAAGUGAAAAUCACAUGGCAACAGAAGUAAAAGUUGAUGAAAACAUGAACAGAGAGAAGGGAAGUGAUUCUUCUAAUGCUUUCGGGGAAGCUGCACCUACAGAUUCUAUUGGCUCCUUGUUACAACAGUCUGAUCAACCUUCGGAGUCUGCUAAUCGUUUUCAAAGCUGCUUCAGUAGUUGCAUAGCUGCAGAAGCUAAUGUUGAAGAAAAGAGGGGCCAGGAGAAAGGAGGCAGCAUUGAGGGGAAAAGAAUAACCCGGUCUAGAAGUUCUGCUCAACAAACUAACUGUGUCAACGAAUUGUUCAAGAUGGAUGGCACUGGAGAAAAUCACAUGGCAACAGAAGUUAAAGUUGAUAAUAACAUGAACAAAGAGAAGGGAAGUGAUUCUUCUAAUGUUGUCAGGGAAGAUAGAGCUUCACAUACAGGUUCUAUUGGCCCCUCAAUACAGCAGUCUAAUCCACCUUCGGAGUCUGCUAAAUAUUUUCAAAGUCGUUACAAAAAUCGCAUAGCAGCAGAAGCUAAUGUUGAAGAAAACAGGAGCCAGGAGAAAGGAGGCAGCAUUGAGUGGAGGAGAAUGACCAGGUCUAGAAGUUCUGUUAAACAAGCUAACCGUGUCAACGAAUUGUUCAAGAUGGAUGGCACAAGCGACAGUGAGCAGAAAAUUGGCUCAGGCAGUCUAACACGACAAGAAUCUGCUAAUCACAGCCAAACGGUGAAAUCUGCUUAUAUUACCAACGAAAGCUGUGGCCUGAAAGCAAAAGUGGGCGGGUCUCGGAGUAGUUUUAGAAGGGUAACACGUUCUAGAAGCUCUUCUCAGCCAAACAACACCGUCUAUGAUUUGUCACAGCCGGUGAAGUUUUCAACUACGGGGACCUUUGAAGAGGAAUAUCUCUCUAGAAGUACUGGGUCACAGGGUACUUGUACCAUUGAAAAGAUAUCGGAGCCUGCAAACUUUAAUGUCAGUGGUCACAUAACUACGGACUCGGUACUUUCUACUUCAAACAGUUCUCAAAAAGACAAAGACAGUCAAAUAUCAGCUGAAAUUUUCUCGCCAAUUCGUGAGGAUCAAGAGCUGCAUGCAGCAAAUUCAACAGAGUGUUCGGACGAGGAAAAUAUUAUAGAUGAGUGUGUUGGUAAAAAUACAAUAACUUCUCUAAAUAAAGGAACAUCAGAACUUGUCAACUCCCAAAAUUUGGAUCUUCAAGUUACUCGCUCCAAGUCUGCCAGUUCAAACGAACAUUUGGAAACUAAAUCUUUAAACAGCUCAGAAAGCCUAGGCCACAACAAGGUGUCAUGUAAUGACUUGAAAGACUCACCCUCUUCCAACACCAGCAAGCCUGCUAAUUCGGAGGGAUGUGCGGCAACUGUUACGGAAACUGCAAUUCAUCUUGAUGAGCAAGUGGAAUCCCAUCGGGUCGGUUCUGGGUCAAACUUGAAUGGUGCAAGGGCCGUUGGAGUGGAAGUUUGUGCUCAACAUCUUGCUGAUAGUACUAAGCAUGUGGAGCCCAAGCAACUAAAUUUUGACGAUGUGGAAACCUCUGGUUUCAAUGGAGUUUCUGCCCUUUCUGUUGAAAAGGAUACGGAGGGGAGAUUGUUAGAACGAAGCCCUCAAGGCUUAUCGGAAUUUGCAGCUGUAUUAGAUACAGGAAUAUUCUUGGAGGAAAGGGAAGUCUUAAGUAAAGAAAGGAAGCUCAGGAAAGGUUCUUCUGAAGCCUGUGUGGAGGAUGCAGAUACAGACAUUAUAGCGUUGAAUGGACAUGCUGCGUCAGCAGUGAAGGAAACACCUCAAGCAGAGAAGGGUGUAGCUACUCAUAGUUUGCAGCAUUGUGACAAAAGUUCCAAAGAGAAAUCUUCUUUGAUAGAUCCUUUAGUUACCUUACAAGUAGCCCGGGAAAGUGAGACAGAGACCACAACGCCUGUGACAGUAAUACCUGCUGAAGUAGUUUCUGCAGAUAGACCGGAGACUACCUCUUCUGUUGAUCUUAAACUAUCGAUAGAUGCUGAUUUCACUCGAGUAACCACACCUGUUCCCUUUGAAAUUCAGGAAGCGUGUACAGAUCCCUGUUCUGUUUCCAAGGAUGGAAAUUUGGGUAAUCUAGCACAGUCAACAGAGAAUUCAGAACACUCUCAGUUUCGUACUGCAGAUUCCUUGAAGGGAUUUACUCAUGAUGCCACUGAUGUAACUGUAAGUUUCUCACAAUCAACUAAACGGCAGACUGCAGCAAAAUCUGUGGAAAAAACCAGUUUUAGUGCCUUGCUUGAGGGUUCAACUCGGAAUAAGCGAAAAAGGAGUGGUUCUCUGGAUGCUCUGCCUACUUCACCAGUUGCAAAAGAAAAUGCAGUUUUUCCUGUCGUCAAGGAUACUAAAGUUAGAAACUUGUCAAGUGAAGAGCAUGGUUUCAAAGAUGUCCUAGAAUCCCCAGACCUUCAAAUUCCUCAAGACGAUAUUCAAUUAGAUAUCAGUAAGAGUCAAGUUGAAGGGAUGCCUCAAAGUGAGGAGGAUGACAUGCAAGAAAGGUCUAAAUCUUCACUAAGGCUUCUCGUUCAAGAGGAUGGUUGUAGCUUGAAAGAUGGGGAUUUAAGUGCAACGAACCUGGUUACCUCUGCUGAUGAAGAAUUGGAAUCAUUCCAUAUUUCAAGUGUGGUCAGAAAGUCUGCUGGAGCUUGUGAUGGACUUCUUAUGGAGGAAGCAAGAGUGGAAGAUCCAAGUAGCAUUAUCUUUGAUGGAAUCUCGUUAUGCACUUUAGAAGAGAAUAAACUUCCAUAUCAUCUUGAAGAUAACUUUCAAAUCCGGAAUGCUGAUUCUUUGACUUACAGUGAACCCUUGCACUUCACUGGUGCUGAUGAGACGAUGCCUGUGCUUGAGAGUUUCAUUUUGCAAUCAGACGAUGAACAACCAUGCAUUGCCGAUGAGAGGAUCCGCUUUGACAAGUUGAGUCUUCCAAAGACUUCAAUUGAACAUGCUAGCAUUCUAGAGCAGCUUUGCAGGUCUGCAUGCUUGCAAACUCCAGUAUCCUGUUCUUCAGCUUCGUAUAAAUUGCCCAAAAUUUCAAAUCUAUACCAAUCUGUUCCAACUGGGCUUCUAGAGGGCAUGGAUAAGCCAAAGGAUGAUUAUGGUUGUUUGAGUGAGGUCUUUAAUUGUUCUUUUGAAGGAAGAUCAUAUUCAGAUUUUCUUCCCAAUUCAACUAGUCAGUGUGAUUGGGAGAUAAAUAAGCCUUGUUUGUCUCCAGUUAGAAAAGUCUGGGACAGAAUCAUAUCAAAGUCAGACAGCUCUGAGAAGCGAAGAAGCGUAAUUCCUGAGCUUCCAUCCAUUUGUGAAGAAAAUGAGAAUGUAGAUGAGGUAGCUGAUACUUCCCUAGAAGGCAAUGUUUCUAAGAUCCAGGCUAGUUCUGUAAAAAGAGCACCACUUGCUGAAGUUGUUGCAAACCUUGCUGCAUCUGAAGCUGAGCAAAAUAUUGAUAGAAGUAGUUUAGAUUCAGUUAGCACAGAAUUCAGCUUCAAUGGAACUCAUAAGAGGACCAAACAGAAUGUUGGAAAUGGAAAAGGCAUUAAGAGAAGAUACAACAAUAAGGAAAAUGAUAGCAUGUCUUCAUUAGGAGGAGCUGCUUCUAAGGGAAAAACUGGAUUACUUCAUAAUCGGUUUAGCAAGUCAAAAGUAUCAUCAACAAGAACUAGCUCAAGGAGAGGAGGUCCAAGUUUGACAGCGACAGAGCCUAAGCCUAGCAAUAUUGUGUCAAAUAUUACUUCAUUUAUUCCACUUGUUCAACAAAAACAAGCAGCUGCAGUUAUAACAGGAAAGAGAGAUGUCAAAGUAAAGGCCUUGGGGGCUGCUGAAGCUGCAAGGCGUCUUGCGGAGAAGAAAGAUAAUGAACGCAAGGCUAAGAAGGAAGCCAUGAAGCUUGAGCGAGCAAGACUUGAGCAAGAGAAUCUUAGGCAAUUGGAACUGCAGAAGAAACAGAAAGAAGUGGAGCGGAAGAAAAAAGAGGCUGAAAUGGCAGCGAAGAAAAGGCAAAGGGAAGAAGAAGAGAGGAAAGAAAAGGAUAGGAAACGGAUGCGUGUUGAGGAAACAAGAAAGCAACAGAGAGAAAAUGAGCAAAAGUUGCAUGCACAAAAGGAAGAGAAAGAUGCCAAAUACCGAGCCCUGGAUGUUAGAGGACAAGAGACCAAGGAAUCUAAAGAUGAAAAAAGGAAUCAUAAGAUGGAACAGCAAAAUGGAGAUGAGAAUCUCCAGAGACUUUCAGAAGCUGAGCAUGCGACUACACAAGCAUCAACGAGUGAUGACAGAGAACCAAGCAUUAUUCGUGAAGAUACUGGAAUCUCAAGUGAUCAUGUGAAAAAUCUCAAUGUAGGGAACAAUUUAGACAAACCAACAGGAGCUGACAACUUGGUUGCAACUGCAAGUGUAGAGCAGUCAUAUGAUAUUUCUCCAUACAAAUGUUCAGAUGAUGAAGAUGAAGAGGAUGACGUACCGAAUAACAAAUUUGUUCCUUCAUGGGCUCGUAAACCUAGCGUGGCUCUCUUUGUUGCUUCACAAGAUAGAGUAGACCCAGAGACCAUAUUCCCCCCAGAUAGCUUUUGCAGUAUAGCUGAAGUUCUUCUGCCACGAAAGUAUCAGAUUAAUGUAGGUGGGACUUGAAUCAGAUUGUAAUGAUCUCCAGUGUUUAUAUAUUCUUCAACCAACUAGGACUAGCAUGAGGGCUUUGGCAUUGAGACAGAUUCCCAAAGAAGAUUUUGUGAUGUGUUCUUGAGCAGCUCACUCGGUUCCCACAAUUUUUCACACCAAGAUUCUCUUUCCACAUCUCUAGGCUUUGAAACCAAUAUUAGUCCAGGCAAAAUCUCCCUUCCUUUUCCUAGAUCAAUACUGAUUGUUAAUUCUAGCUUUGAAUCUCUUCUCUACCUGUAUAUUUAGAUAUGAUAGGGAGCUAGUUUCUAACCCUUUUGUAUGCUUUUUGUUCCUCUAGAAUGACUUGUUCUUUCAGGCCAAAAACACUAUGAACUCUUGGUUCCAAUUAAUUCAUUCAAAUGUGUAAAGACACUUCUUCCCCAAUGUUAACUAUCUCGACAUAUUUCAAGGUACGAUAAAGAAAAUAUAUUGUAUCUUUCGACUUGGGAGAUAGGAAAUUAAAUUUGAAAUGUUCGAGAAGAAGUGUAAUAUCACUCGGCUACAAAGUCGUAUCUCUUUAGUUAAUAAAAUCCAAAAGGUUUAUCGA
Molecule: messenger RNA, 7243 nt
Organism: Humulus lupulus (European hop)
Lineage: Eukaryota; Viridiplantae; Streptophyta; Magnoliopsida; Rosales; Cannabaceae
Exons: 9
Coding region: 112-6669 (2185 amino acids)
Source: RefSeq, a predicted model, not a curated record